GACAAAAUUGAGUGCUGUAAGAGUUGCUGUUUGCCCUGUGCCAGGAACAGGACAGCAUCAUUCUGUGGAUUGGUGUGCAGCCCUUGUCAGCUGAUCGCCCGUGGGUCACCAGGACACGGACAGGAGCACAGCCAAAGGGCUUGGCAUAGUAAGAGACUCGGAAGGUUUGGGGGUUGUUCAUUCUUGUCACUGACAGAACCAAGAGAAAUACUCUGGUUUGUCUUUCCAAUCUAAAAUUGGGUUCCAGGACAAAUACAGUCAGAAUAAAAGUUUACUUCUUUGCCACUUAAUCACACAAGAGCUACUGGGCAACUGUGCCAGGCAUUUUGAGAGGGAGUUUAUGCCAUAAGCCAUACUGGCCUUGAAGGUGAUUAGACACCUCUGGAUGCUGCAGAAUCAUUUCCCUGAAUUGUUAUGUGCUUUCAACAAAAUUAAUUGAACUGUCUUGCUAAUGAACAUGCAGCCACAUUUUGCAAAUGUAAAUCAGCUGGCAAAGCACCUGCCAAGUCAAGUGUCUUACCCUAAUGUAAUGGGUGACUAAAUACACAUUCCUAUGCUGGAGAUUUAAAUAAUCCUUUAGAGCACUGCUGCGAGUACCAGAGGCUUUGGCAGACAGAAGGAAACCUACCAAAGAGGAUGAACAAGCUGCAGAGACUGCUCCAGAGCAAGAUCCUGAUCCUGACAGUAUGUGCCGCUGGGAUUGGAGGCACUUUCCAGUAUGGUUACAACAUCUCCAUCAUCAAUGCUCCAACUUCAUACAUUCAGACAUUCAUGAAUGAAACCUGGCUGGAGCGCACAGGUGUUCCCCUCGAGAGCAACGUGAUACUGCUGCUGUGGUCCUUCACUGUGUCUGCAUACCCACUGGGAGGACUCGCCGGGGCUGUUGUGGCUGGUCCCAUGGCCAUCGCCCUGGGAAGGAAGAUGUCCCUGCUGCUGAACAAUGUAUUUGUGAUCAUAGCUGCAAUCUUGUCAGGAUUCAGCCGAAUGGCAAAAUCCUUUGAAAUGAUUAUGCUCAGCAGAUUUUUUACUGGCGUGAAUGCAGGUGUGAGCAUGAACAUUCAGCCCAUGUAUCUGGCGGAAAGUGCCCCUAAGAAGCUCAGAGGAGCCGUGGCCUUGACCUCCGCAUCGUUUACAGCCCUGGGGUUGGUGCUGGGGCAGGUUGUUGGACUCAGGGAGCUGCUAGGAGGGGAAGAGAGCUGGCCAUUCCUUUUAGCUAGCAAUGUAGUACCAGCCCUGAUCCAACUCACGGCUCUGCCUUGGUUCCCUGAAAGUCCUAGAUACCUCUUGAUUGACCGUGGAGAUAAAGAAUCCUGCGUCUCUGCACUGCAAAAGCUCAGAGGCAACAGGGACCUGAGUGUGGAGCUGGAAGAGAUGCUGGCUGAACAGGCUGCCGUUAAAGGUCAGAGAGCGAAGAACCCUUGGGAACUCUUCCAAAAUCCAGCUUUGAGGUGGCAGCUGAUGAGUAUCAUUGUGCUGAGCAGUGCCAUGCAGCUCUGUGGGAAUGACUCGAUGUAUUUUUAUGCAGCCUAUGUGUUCCAAGAGGCUGGAAUUCCUCGGGACAAAAUCCCCUACGUUGUAAUUGGCACAGGGAGUUGUGAACUGAUCGCAUCCGUCACCUGUAAUAUGGUUAUAGACUAUGCUGGUCGGAGGCCUCUGCUCCUCGGAGGAUAUAUCUUCAUGGCAGGAUGGGCCAUUGUCUUCAUGGUUGCUCUGAGCCAGCAGACUCAGCUCAGCUGGAUGCCUUAUCUCAGCAUGGCCUGCGUUUUUGCCUAUAUCCUGAGCUUUGGAAUCGGACCAGCUGGUGUAACAGGAGUUCUGCCCACAGAGGUUUUUGAUCAAAUGUCCCGCCCAGCUGCUUACAUGAUCUGUGGCUCUCUGCUCUGGUUCAACCUAUUUCUGGUUGGAACAGCCUUUCCGUUCAUUGUGAAAAGUCUAGCACAUUUCUGCUAUGUCCCAUUCCUUGUGGUCUGCAUCUGCACUGCGUUCUACGUUGGAUUUUUUCUUCCUGAGACAAAGGGAAAGUCCUUCCUGGAAAUCUCAGAGGAGUUCAAGAAACGGAACUUCAAAGCUCAGACUCAUGCAGUAUUUUAUAAAGGCCCUGAAGAGAUCAAAUCCACCAUGUUGUAGCAAAAGAAAGGAAGAUGGUAUCUGGGGGAGAUUCAGCAAUGGUUAUGUUGUCUUGCAGGGACACAGGGAGAGAGAGGGUUAAGGACAAUAUAUUGCUCUUAGGUUCUUAGGUUCACCUUGAAAAUAUAUACUUGAACUGAUAAAUCCCAACAAAAGUUUAAUAAUCCAUUUUCAGUGUUUAGUAUGAAGUAACACACACGUACUUUAGAAUCCAUAUUAGAAUGACACAAUGAUGUCUUAUUCUUUUAUUGUCAAACAACACAAUGCAGUGCUUUAGCAAAUUUCUUCUGCAUUUCUUCCAUACCUGUCCUCCACCCGAACAGUAACUUUCAUCUCAGCAGCCUUUCUUUCCUUGCCCCUGAAUCUGGGCUCUCUAACAUAGAAAUUAAUACGAUUAAGUUCUGUUUUCAGACAGCAGAUGAAAUUCUCAGUACCCUGUCUUGGUGCUACCAUUUCAAAUAGACCUCUACUUGUUAAGCAAUAGUGAGUGGUUAAUUAUUUUCAGCUAUAAAAACAUGUGACAGACGGAUUAGGAAGAAAGCUUCUAGUACUUGCUAAGUGGCUUAUUAUACAACUGACUUUUGGGCAUUGUUUUGCAGACUAUUUAUUCUGGACUGAUUUUCUUCAUGGCUUGUUUGUUGUCCUCCAGUCCUAUGUUAUAAAGCACAAGUAAUCCUCUAGUCCAGUUUGUACUGCUCUCAUGGGCAGUGCUGGUGCAUCAAGUAGGGCUUUAUGCCUGUGCUCUGCUAGAGUUACAGUGUGGUGAGGAGCUUUAUGGCAGCAGUUUAUUUUGGAUGUGGAGGUUUAGAUCACAGCAGAACAUCCUCUGCAGCAUGUUCUUGGUUAUCUCCAUAAAGCAUAUUGGAAAAGACUCAGAUGGAAUUCUCUUCAGCUAACCUGUUACACAGAAGGGCAAACUCCUCAUUUUAUAUUGCCUCUCAAAGGCAUUGUGUUGACUGGGGAAGUUUCUUCCAGUUUCUUCUCAUAACCACAAUCAAGCCAUCUCUUUUUUUUGGCUUUGUUUGAAUGAAAGCCACAGCAUUGCUGAUGUUUGCCGGCAAGAACAACAUGUACAUUGUCAAAAUAAGUAGUUAAAAGU
This is a messenger RNA of Cuculus canorus (common cuckoo), 3226 nucleotides long. Its product is annotated as solute carrier family 2, facilitated glucose transporter member 11. The coding region runs from base 637 to 2127 and encodes 496 amino acids. Gene Ontology annotation, cellular component: membrane. NCBI's taxonomy places the organism in Eukaryota, Metazoa, Chordata, Aves, Cuculiformes, Cuculidae. The transcript is spliced from 12 exons. The record is from RefSeq and is a predicted model, not a curated record. Gene Ontology annotation, biological process: monosaccharide transmembrane transport. Gene Ontology annotation, molecular function: hexose transmembrane transporter activity.